AUGGCCCCAGCACCCAAAAUCGGUGGCGAAUACGGGGAAGUUCGCGCCUCCAUCGAUGUCGACAACUUGAAUGCCUACCUAGGCAAAUACACCCCUGGCAUCAAGACUCCAGUAAAUGUCAAGCAGUUCAAGUUUGGUCAGUCAAAUCCGACCUACUUCCUAACUGAUGCAAAUGGCACCCGUUUCGUCCUUCGCAAAAAGCCUGCUGGGCAACUCCUCUCUCAAACCGCACACCAAGUCGAGCGAGAAUACACGAUGCUUGCUGCCCUCCAUAAGCACAACCUCAACCCCUCAACCCCUCCUGAGCGAAAGAUCCCCGUACCACAACCUGUCAUUCUCUGUGAAGACAAAUCAGUGGUUGGCACCCCGUUUUACAUUAUGGAGUUUCUAGACGGUCGUAUCUUCACUGAUACGAGAAUGUUGGAGGUCUCUCCUCAAGACCGACGCGAAUGCUGGAUCUCGGCCAUUCGCGCCCUCGCUGCUCUCGGCUCCGUCUCACCAAAUGAGAUUGGUCUAUCAAACUUCGGCCCCUCUACUCCCUACUUCCCUCGUCAAAUCAAGUCUCUUUCACGUGUCUCGAGCGCACAAGCGCAAGCAGUCGAUGUAGAGACAAAUAAGAAAACUGGCGACAUUCCGUUUUUCAACGAGAUGAUUGCAUGGUACAAGAAGAACCUGCCCGACGAGUCGUUGACUGGCCUUCGCAUUGUCCAUGGAGACUACAAGCUCGACAACCUCAUUUUCCACCCCACCGAGAACCGAGUAAUUGGGAUCCUCGACUGGGAGCUGUGCACUCUCGGAAGUCCUCUGGCGGACCUAGGAAAUUUAACGCAACCUUGGGCGAUCGAUAUGAAAGACCUUCCUUCAGAUGGCCUAAUGCCUUUCAGAGGUUUCAAGAACACCACACUUGACGUUCCGAUACCCCUGGAAGACCUCGAGAAAGAGUACUGUCGUCUCUCUGGCUUGCCAUACCCCAUCCCAAGCAUUGUUUUUGUUCGCAGCUGGAUGCUGUUCAGGUUGGCCGUCAUUUCUCAGGGUAUUGCUGCCCGCUACGCCAGGCGUCAAGCCAGCUCCGAGAUAGCCUACCUGCACGUUGCAGGUUUCCCCAUCGUCGGUGCACUAGCGAGAAAAGUUUUGGAGGAGGCUGGCGUUAAGAUCGGUCCUUCAUCCAAACUUUGA
Messenger RNA from Cyclocybe aegerita, 1176 nucleotides. Lineage: Eukaryota; Fungi; Basidiomycota; Agaricomycetes; Agaricales; Hemipholiotaceae. The record is from the annotation of a GenBank genome assembly.